AUGAUUAGCCGUAGCAUUACACACCAAUUGGCUAGGGGCGCCGGUGUCAUGGGCAGAAGAACCAUGGCCAGCGCAUCCAGCGACUUAGUUAGCAUCAAAUUGCCAGAAUCAUCAUUCGAAGGGUACAACUUGGAAAUUCCAGAAUUAAGCUUCGAAACUGAAAAGGACACGUUAUUGCAAAUGUACAAGGACAUGAUCAUUAUCAGAAGAAUGGAAAUGGCUUCGGAUGCUUUGUACAAGGCCAAGAAGAUCAGAGGGUUCUGUCACUUGUCGAUUGGACAAGAAGCGGUUGCUGUUGGUAUUGAGGCUGCCAUCAACAAGAAGGAUUCCGUGAUUACGUCGUACAGAUGUCACGGAUUCACAUACAUGAGAGGGGCAUCUGUCAAGGAAGUUUUGGGAGAAUUGAUGGGUAAGAGAUCAGGUGUUUCUUACGGUAAGGGUGGUUCUAUGCACAUGUAUGCACAAGGAUUCUACGGUGGUAACGGUAUUGUGGGUGCACAAGUUCCAUUGGGAGCCGGUUUAGCUUUUGCUCACAAGUACAGGGGUGAAGGAAACUGCACUUUCAACCUUUACGGUGAUGGUGCCUCCAACCAAGGUCAAGUUUUCGAAUCGUACAACAUGGCCAAGUUAUGGGACUUGCCAUGUGUUUUUGCGUGUGAAAACAACAAGUACGGUAUGGGUACUUCUGCCUCAAGAUCGUCUGCCAUGACCGAAUACUACAAGAGAGGUCAAUACAUUCCUGGUUUAAAGGUCAACGGUAUGGAUAUUUUGGCUUGUUACCAAGCCUCCAAGUUCGCUAAGGACUGGUGUACUUCGGGUAACGGUCCAUUGGUCUUGGAAUACGAAACCUAUAGAUAUGGUGGUCACUCCAUGUCUGACCCUGGUACCACUUACAGAACUAGAGAAGAAGUUCAACACAUGAGAUCUAGAAACGAUCCAAUUGCUGGAUUAAAGGCCACCUUAUUAGAAUUAGACAUCGCUACUGAAGAAGAAAUUAAGUCUUACGACAAGGCUGCUAGAAAAUACGUCGACGAACAAGUUGCUGAAGCUGAAGCCGAUGCUCCACCUGAAGCUAAGAUGGAUAUCUUAUUCGAAGACGUCUACGUUCCUGGCUCUGAAAUCAAGGAAUUAAGAGGUAGAAUAUCCGAUGACACCUGGAACUUUGAAAAGGGUACUUUCUCCAACAGGGUUUACUAA
Debaryomyces hansenii CBS767 is the source of this 1197-nucleotide messenger RNA. It is a transcript of the gene PDA1, whose product is annotated as pyruvate dehydrogenase (acetyl-transferring) subunit E1 alpha. Lineage: Eukaryota; Fungi; Ascomycota; Pichiomycetes; Serinales; Debaryomycetaceae. Gene Ontology annotation, cellular component: intracellular membrane-bounded organelle. The coding region runs from base 1 to 1197 and encodes 398 amino acids. Gene Ontology annotation, molecular function: pyruvate dehydrogenase (acetyl-transferring) activity. The transcript has a single exon. Gene Ontology annotation, biological process: pyruvate decarboxylation to acetyl-CoA. The record is from RefSeq and is a predicted model, not a curated record.